AUGAUGAAGCCCACACCGACAAAGACAACGGUUGUCCAGUGGCACCAAGGAGCCCCCUCACCCGCAUCAGCCACUGGCAAGAUUGAAAAGUCCAUCUCGCACUUCUACUACACGCUAGCACAUCACAUCGCCGACCACCCGUGGGUCUUUGUCAUCGUUCCGGCAAUCAUUCUUCUUGGCUUUGGCGUUCGCAUCUUCGCUGAUCCCGUGUCACCAGAACAAGAUCCCGAGGACCUCUACACGCCACAGGACAGCGUUGCGUUUGCUCAGCGCAUUGUUGUGGAGGAGUCAUUUGGGUUUGCGCCCGUCACCAACUUCUUCUACCUGCAGGCAAAGGACAUAUUGUCUGUGGACAAGAGCAACAGCGAGAAUCAGGCUGCGCUGGUGUCGAUGCUGACGCUGUUCAACGCCAUGGCCGCUUUCACGUACGAGGCAGACACAGGCGAGACGGUGACGUACUUCAGCAGGUGCAACACGACCGCCAGCGGGUGUCUGCAGUACAGCGUGCUCAACUUCUUCGACUACAACGAGACGCGCAUCACCACGGACAGCGAUGUUAUGGCCACCAUCAACACCGGUCUCCAGCAGGCCGUGGCCCUCAACCAGUAUUUCCUCUUCAAAGAUCAGAUCUUCGGCAGUCCCGAGCCAGCAAACGCCUCAGACCCCACGAUUGCAAAGGCGCAGGUGCUCGCGCACCGCUUCAGCUUCAUCAACAAAGAGACGCGUGAGAAUGGGGACUUGCAGUUUGACACAGCGCGAGAGAAGUGGGAAAUCAAGGCAUCCAAGGAGAUUCGCACCACGCCCGUUGAUGUUGGUCAGGCGUACGUGCUGUUCAGCGGUGACGUGAACAAUGAAGCCAACAGCGCCGUGGACGUUGACGUCGCGCUCCUGCCGUUUGGGUACAUGCUGCUGAUUGCAUACGCCUCGUUUGUGCUGUGGCGACGGCAUCCCGUGUACAGCUACGCCAGUAUGGCCAUGGUGUCUCUCGCCUCCAUUGGCCUGUCCAUCGUCGGCAUGUGGGGGUUUGGGCUCCUCAUUGGACUCAACUUGGCCUCGGUGUGGGACGACACGUUUGUGAUCAUGGGUGCACAUCGCGAUGUCAAGCGCUCGCUCUCCGCCAAGGAACGCGUCGCUCGCGCACUUGCAAGGGGCGGUGUGAGCAUCACCAUCACCAGCAUCACAGACAUUGUCGCGUUUGGCGCCGGCAACUUGACCCGCCUCCCAUCCAUCUCCCUCUUUUGCACAUACACACUCCUCGGUAUCCUCUUCGACUUUCUUCUCCAGGUCACGUUCGUGGUUGCGUUCCUCUACUGGAACACCAUCCGCGAAGGCCAAGGACGUGCAGGUGAGUUUGAUCCGGAUGCGCCGUCAUCACUUGAUGUCGUGAUCGGUGAAUGGCUGCCAAAGGUCCUCCUCCACCCCGUGAGCAAGGUUGUAGUGCUGCUGAUUGCCGCUGCACUUGCGGGCACAUCGCUGUGGGCGGCAACGAAGGUGACAACGAGGUUUGAUGUCAACUGGUUCAUCCCAUCCAACUCCCACGCCAAGGACGCUGUGCACCUGCAGUCUACGCACUUCAACGGCCGUGGAUAUGUGUUUGGCGCGUACACGGGACCGACCGUGAACGGCUAUGAAGCAGUUGUGACGCAAGCCGAUUUGCAAUCGCUCUCCACUCAACUCUUGGACAGCAAAUAUGUCAUCGCAUGCAACAACUGGUGGACGCAACUGUUGCUGUAUGUGCAGCUGAACCACCCAGCAAACAUGACCGCACAAGGCCUCAUUCAACCGAGCGCAUUUUACCCGCUGUUGGAUGAGUUCUUGGCCUCUCCGUUUGGCGAACGAUUCACGCCAUCGGUUCUGUUCAAUGAGACGACAUCAGCAAUCAGCAAGACGGAAAUCACGUGCGAGUUUGCGGACUUGAAUGCGAUGGACGCAACCGUUGAUGGCAUGCGAGACGCACGCAAUAUUGUCAACGCCCACCCGUCCCUUGGCGAUUUAACGGUCGACACAGACCGGGGAGAAGCAGUUUUUCCCUUUGCAUACUCGUUUGUCUUCCUCUUCAUCGACGGAGAGGCAGUGAUCCAGCAAGAGACUCUGCGCAACGUGCUGAUUGCUGGCGUGACAGUGGCGGUUGUGACGCUUCUCCUGCUGGCCAACAUCCCCGCUUCCUUUGUUGUGGUGCUGAUGCUGGCACUGGUGGAUGUGAACGUGCUUGGCUUCAUGUACUACGUGAAUGUGGACUUCAACUCCGUUUCCGCCGUGAACAUUGUCAUUGCUGUUGGUCUUGCCAUCGACUCGAGCGUGCACAUUGCACACGCGUUCCUCUCCGCCCACGGCACGAGGAACGAGCGAGUCGCUGAAGCGCUCAGGCGGCUUGGUCGGUCGGUCACCAACGGCGCCGUGUCCACGUUUCUCGCCAUCGUCCUCCUCGCAAACGCCCAAUCAUACAUCUUCCAGGUGUUGUUCAAGCUGCUGUCGCUGAUUCUUGGCUUUGCUUUCUUCCACGGCAUCAUUGUUCUCCCCGUCGUUCUCUCCCUCAUCGGACCAGACCCAUACCCGCUCAAGCCGCAUGAAAUGGAGGGCUUGGAGGAUGAGGAGAUCGACGGUGAGAACGGUGUCAACGGCACCACUAACGGCAGUGGCAAGGGCAACGGGGUGGUUGGCGCGCAACCCAAAGACAGCACGCCAGUCGUGCCGAUGAUGGCGAUGAGCAAUGGACAUCAUGCAAACCAAGAGGACACGCAGGACAGCAGCAAAGAUGAUCACGCCCAAAUCCAGCCCGUGGCUGAACUCGUGAACAUGUAGAUGCGCAGUCAUACUUCGGCUGCUGGAUGUGUUUUUCGCACAAGCCCAACUUUUGUCAUCGUUUCUUGUUGUUUCUUCCAUUUCUAGUUGCUCUGUUUGUGACGUGUGACGGUGGUUGCCAACUUUUGUUAACGAGGGAUAAUGUAAAUGAAUCUCCACGAAG
Messenger RNA from Salpingoeca rosetta, 2965 nucleotides. RefSeq lists its product as uncharacterized. NCBI's taxonomy places the organism in Eukaryota, Choanoflagellata, Craspedida, Salpingoecidae. The coding region runs from base 1 to 2802 and encodes 933 amino acids. Gene Ontology annotation, cellular component: membrane. The record is from RefSeq and is a predicted model, not a curated record. The transcript has 19 exons.